Messenger RNA from Chaetomium fimeti, 4185 nucleotides. RefSeq lists its product as uncharacterized. The coding region runs from base 1 to 3960 and encodes 1319 amino acids. NCBI's taxonomy places the organism in Eukaryota, Fungi, Ascomycota, Sordariomycetes, Sordariales, Chaetomiaceae. The record is from RefSeq and is a predicted model, not a curated record. The transcript has 2 exons.
AUGCCACGGAAGACACCAGACCUGGAUCUGGACUUCAACAUUUUUGUCGACCCAUCUUGUCUGAGCGCACCCAUGGACGACGAAACCCUCGCCACCAUGCCGCCCUCGUCCGAAGAGGUGCAGGCCCCGGCCGUUGUUCCCGACACACCGGACGAACCGGCUGCAGAAGUGGCGGUAGAGGAUGCGGAGCGGGUAGCCGAAGACUCCACAAGCGGUGCUGCCGAAGAGGCGCAGGAACAUUCCGCACCGGAGGCAGAUGUCACACUCGCAGACGAGGCGCCAAUUGAAGAGCAACCUGAGCCUGAGAUUACAGAGUCAGAGACAGCGGCCGAGGAGCAAGAAGAUGAGGACGCAGCACAGACGACGUCCACCGAGGAGGAAACUCCGGGAACCGAAGACGCCUCGGUUCCGGAAUCGUCCACGGAGGCAGACUUGGAAGUCACACCCGAGCCGGAGGCCGACGAACCCGCCCCCGAGCCGGAGCAAUGCGACGAGCCCUCCCCCGAGAUCGACGAGCCCGAAGCCGAUACCACGUUCGACGCCGAGGCAGUCGAAGAACCCGGUGCCGAGACCGACCCGGCAGAAGAACCUAUGGCAGAAGAUUACGUCCCGGAACCGGAGACAGAGGUUGCCGACACCGAGUCGGUGGAGCAGCCCGCGGUCGAUGAGUUCAUUGCCGAGCCACAGGAGGACGAGCUGCCACAAGAAGAGGACCAAGUACCCGAAGAGGAGGAGGUACCGGCACCAGAAGUUGCAGAACACACAGCUGCCUCGGACGAGCCGGCCGAGGCAAUGACUGUUGAUGAUUUAGAAGAGACGAACAACGCUUCGGACGCACCACAGGAGGAAGACAGUCCGGAGGAUGUCGACGCCUCAAUAUCACAGGCCGCAGAGCCAGACGUCAACGAGGAGGACCUCAGUCGUCAGCGAAGCUCUGUCGAUAGGAAAGCGUCGCUCCGGACCGAAGCCCUUAUCCAGGCCGCCGCCCGUGCCGUCGUCGCCAAGAUCGAGAAGCGCAAGAGCGGUGACAUGCCACAAGAGGAAGAUGAGUUGGAUAACUCGCUUGUGAGCAAUGAUUCACAGGACACCUACGUCCUAGGCGACGAGGGACAAAGCACACUCAGCGUCGAUGCACCCGACAGCCGGCGGCAAUCCUCCGAAUCUCAAGCCCGCCAUAUUCCCUCCCGUUCCAUCUCUAGCGACGACGCUGGCGACAGCAGCUCCCACAACGAGCGCGACGAUGACGUUUUCAGCGACCGCAGCGCCCGCAGCUCCCUCUACUCGCUUGAUCAGCACGACGACGCGGACAUCCCCAGCAUCAAAACCCCGCAAGCCAAGGAGAGUUUCUCGCGGCGCGAUUCGUACGCCUCCAGCCAGCCACACGACCACUCCUCCGCACGCACCGCGUCCAACUUCUCCAACAUCUCGGGCCUGUCCUCGUACGACGACCCCAAACUCACCUUCAUCCCCACCCACCGCGAGACGCGCAUGCCGUUCCGCACCCCCUCCGAGAUCCGCGCCAUGCAGAUGGCAUCCCCCACACCAUCCGUCUUCAGCGGCAGCUCGCCAUCACGGUCCUCGACGCACAAGCACCACCACCACCAAGGGCCGCGCAGCAGCAACGGUGGCGGCGGCGGCCCGCCAUCCUCCAUCUCCCGCCUCGGCAGCCCCACCGUCUCCGCCCAGUACUCCCCCAAGGGCCGCUCCACCCCGCCGCGCUUCAAGUCGGCCCGCAAGGAGGCGCCCCUCGUCCUGCUGCACGUCACCCUCCUCCCGCUGCGCUGGGUCUGGGGCGACGUGCUCAACACCCUCGACUCGGUGCUGCAGCCGCCCGCCAAGGCUGCCACCGCCACCACCGCCGGGGAGGAUGCGGCCGCCGCCGCCGCCGCGGGGGCUACUGCACCCGCGCAGCUGUUCGAGCCCAGCGACCCGCUCAAGACGCUGCGCGACGCCUGGCGCGAGCUGCAGGACCGUGUGGGUGACACGGUCCUGGAGAGGGGCAUUCUGCUGCCCCACCCGCAGAACGAUUAUGAGGUGCUCGAGGAGCGCCUGCUCGAGGCGCUGGAGCUGCCGCUGAAGCGCCGGGCGCGGAUUCUCGAGUGUGGCCACUAUGUGGGCCCGGCGAACGUGCCUGAGGAUGGGGAGAGUGAUGAUGAGGGGCUGGAUGGGGCUGAGGGGAAGACACAUUGGUGCGGGAUGUGCGGUAGUGAGAUUCGGUGUGAGGAUCUGGGGACGGGGAGGGUGUUUCGCGUUAAGGUGUAUGCCAGUAAUGGGCUGAUGAGGGCGGGGGCGUGGGAGGCGUGUUGGAAGGAGAUGGAGCGUGUUGAUAUUGAGGUCGAGCCGAUUGUGGAGUUGGCUGUGCAGAACGAGCUGGAGAAGCUGGCCGUGUUGCAGAUGGAGCUGGAAGAGCAGCGGCGGCGGGAGCUUGAGCUGGAGAGGAUGCCCGACCCUGAGCCGGAGCGCAAGUCAGACCCGGACAGGCGCGCCGCGAGCCGGCAGCAGGCUGAUCUUGCCGCCGAAGCGGAGAUGGAAUCCCAACGAGGCAUGGCAUCCUCUCCGGCACCCUCGGCGCUGCAGCUUGCCAUGCGCGCUGCUACUCCCCAGCCCUCGGCAUCCAACACGCUCGUCCGUGCCGGCACCCCAGCCGGCUACGGCGUCGACGCCUCCGAAGAGCGCCGCCUCCGUGACGAGGAACGCAUGCGCGAGAUCUACGGCGACAUGCCAUCCACCACACCCAACCCAGCACCCUCAUCCGACCACCAGCAACAACAGCAACAACAACCACAACCCCAACAGCAACAACAACCACAAUCACACCCUCAUUACCAACAACACCAACAACAACACACACCCCCACCCCCCCUACCCAUGCUCACAGACGGCACCCACCACCCCCAAGACCCCUACCGCCCGCGCCCCAUCGUCCUCGACGAGAACGCCGGCUUCCUCGACCUGCUGACCCAAGCCUUCAAGGUGCUGCUGCGCGACCCCAAGAACGUCGCCAUCAUCCUGCUGUGCGUGUUCCUCGUCGUUAUGGUGAAGCGGCCUGGUGCGACGGCGGGGGUGGAAAACCAGGUGCAGGUGGUUCCGCAGGCGCCGGUGGUUCAGGGGGUUCAGGGGGUGGGGCAAGGGUCCGGGUUCGGGCAGGGGGUGGGGUAUCGGGUUGAGGGGUUUGAGGGGUUUGAGGGGGGGAAGGGGGAGGGUUAUGCUGGUGUUGGUGGUGGUGCUGCUGGGGAGAGGGAGAGGGAGGUGGAGGUGGGGGUUGAGGUUGUUGAGGCUGCCGAGGAGAAGGAGGUUGAGGAGCCGGUCGAGGUUGAGGAAAAGACAGUUGUGGAGGAGGUUCCAGUGGUGGAAGAGGCGGUCGAGCAGCAGGUGGUGCUGGAGAGUCGGGAAGAGGAUGUUGUGGAGGCUCAGGAGGUUGCGGAGCCUGAGGCCCGGGAGCCAGUUCCCAGUUUCGAGCUCCCUGCCGAUGUGUGCGCGCCACGCGGGCCGGAGUACCCUGUCACCCUGGUGGGUGAAAUGCCUGCGGCGGAGGUGUCGUCGGAUUUGGAGACUGAGGUUGAACAGCCUCUUACGGAUGACGCCGCUGAGACCAACGCCCUCGACAACGCCGUAACCGGGGAGGAGGAUGCCACAACCAAGUGCGACCUCGACAGCGACCCCAACGGCUCCGACUCGGACGCCCUGCAGGCAUCCACCUCUGCCUUUUUGCCGGGGCCGUUCGUCACGGAGCGCACGACGGUGCGCGUGUUCGAGACGGUCACGCAGACGGUGCGCGUCAGCGUCGUCACCCAGACCGAGACCGUCUCGACCGUCGUCACCGCCGUGCCCCAGACGGUCGAGGAGACCGUGUUCGAGACCGAGACGGUCCGCAUCACCGUGUCGGUGCCCGUCGAGGAGCAGAAGAAGAAGGCGAAGCCGACUAAGGGCUGCCAGGAGAAGGAGAAGGGGUGGUUUUGAAUGUGGUAUGCGAUGCUACGAAUGUAUGGGUUGGGAUGGAUGAUCUGCUAUGAUUGGGAUAUGGGGGGUUCCUGGAUAUGAUUUGAUGGUUUUGUUGUGGACGGUGUGAUGUAUGUAUGUGGGGAUAUGGUUUCUUUUGUUCUUUUCUGAUCUGUUUAAUGUUACCUAGUCUAUGCAUAGCGGUAGAAAUGUCUGAUGAAAAUCAAAUGGGAGAAUGUUGGCGUC